Populus trichocarpa (black cottonwood) is the source of this 955-nucleotide messenger RNA. RefSeq names its product histone H2B.3-like. Lineage: Eukaryota; Viridiplantae; Streptophyta; Magnoliopsida; Malpighiales; Salicaceae. The transcript has a single exon. Gene Ontology annotation, molecular function: DNA binding; structural constituent of chromatin; protein heterodimerization activity. Gene Ontology annotation, cellular component: nucleosome. Bases 305 to 760 code for a protein of 151 amino acids. Gene Ontology annotation, biological process: nucleosome assembly. The record is from RefSeq and is a predicted model, not a curated record.
GUGCUACUGUCGAUAACCCAGCCUGGACUCCUCUUCAAGUUGGAAUUCAUCAAUCUACACAAGGAUUUGAUCGCUCUAAAAGGCCGAAACCAUCUCCGACGUCCAUUAAGUCCCUCGCCAAUCCAACCAUCCACGCCAUCUAUCCGCGGCGACCUAAACCUAACCAAUCAUGCUCUCCCAAACUCUCUAUAUAAAUAACCGAAACAAGUAGCCCAAUCCACUUCACCAACCCUCUGACCGAAAAAUUUUCAAUUUUUUCUCUUCCAAUUAACAAAGGUAGUCCCGUCUUCUCUAGAAUCUCGAAAUGGCUCCUAAGGCAGCUGAGAAGAAGCCAGCAGCAGAGAAAGCCCCAGCGGAGAAGAAGCCAGCUGAGAAGAAGCCAGCAGCAGGGAAAGCCCCAGCGGAGAAGAAGCCAAGAGCCGAGAAGAAGUUGCCUAAAGAAGGAGGAGCGAUUGACAAGAAGAAGAAGAGGGCAAAGAAGAGCGUUGAGACCUACAAGAUCUAUAUCUUCAAGGUUUUGAAACAAGUCCACCCUGAUAUUGGGAUUUCAAGCAAGGCUAUGGGUAUCAUGAACAGUUUCAUCAAUGAUAUCUUUGAGAAGCUUGCUCAAGAGGCUUCAAGGCUCGCUAGGUAUAACAAGAAGCCCACCAUUACUUCUCGGGAGAUCCAGACUGCUGUCAGAUUGGUUUUGCCUGGAGAGCUUGCGAAACAUGCUGUUUCUGAAGGGACCAAGGCUGUCACCAAAUUUACCAGCUCAUAGGCCGCGCUAGGCUUUGUUGGGUUCUGGAUUUGGGUGUUUUGUAGGUGACAUGAUCUAUGAAAUAGCUUUUCUGUUGAAGCAUAGGUUUAGGUUUUAGUGGAUUUGAUGCAGGAAGUUUACUCUUCAUCAAAGAAACUUGAAUCUUGUUCAUAAUUUUUCUUUGAUUACUGGGUUUGAAUGAUGUUGAUUCCUGCU